Ictidomys tridecemlineatus (thirteen-lined ground squirrel) is the source of this 3507-nucleotide messenger RNA. RefSeq names its product ELOVL fatty acid elongase 7 (gene Elovl7). Gene Ontology annotation, molecular function: fatty acid elongase activity. Gene Ontology annotation, biological process: sphingolipid biosynthetic process; fatty acid elongation, monounsaturated fatty acid; fatty acid elongation, polyunsaturated fatty acid. Lineage: Eukaryota; Metazoa; Chordata; Mammalia; Rodentia; Sciuridae. Gene Ontology annotation, cellular component: endoplasmic reticulum; endoplasmic reticulum membrane. The record is from RefSeq and is a predicted model, not a curated record.
GGCCGGGGCAGCAGAGGCCGCUGUGAGGAGCUCCGCGCUCUAGCUGCCGCCCGCCGUCGCCCUCGCUCCCGGCGCGAUCAUCAACUCGGUUUUUUUUUUUCUCUGAAGAAUCCAUUAAAAGAGCCAGUAAAUCUGUGGAAAAUGGCCUUCAGUGAUCUUACAUCGAGGACCGUGCGUUUUUAUGAUAAUUUUAUCAAAGAUGCUGAUCCAAGAGUUGAAGAUUGGCUCCUCAUGUCCUCGCCUCUGCCACAAACCAUCAUCCUGGGACUCUAUGUCUAUUUUGUCACUUCUCUGGGACCAAAGCUCAUGGAGAAUCGAAAACCCUUUGAACUCAAGAAAGUGAUGAUAACGUACAAUUUUUGCAUAGUACUCUUUUCUUUGUAUAUGUGUUAUGAGUUUGUGAUGUCUGGCUGGGGUACAGGUUAUUCAUUUCAAUGUGAAAUUGUUGACUAUUCACGGUCACCCACAGCUUUAAGGAUGGCACACACCUGCUGGCUUUAUUACUUCUCCAAAUUUAUUGAGCUGUUAGACACUAUCUUUUUUGUUCUGCGUAAGAAAAAUAGCCAAGUGACUUUCCUUCAUGUCUUCCAUCAUACCAUCAUGCCAUGGACCUGGUGGUUUGGAGUCAAAUUUGCUGCAGGUGGUUUGGGAACAUUCCAUGCCUUUGUAAAUACAGCUGUGCACGUAGUCAUGUAUUUCUACUAUGGACUUUGUGCAAUGGGACCAGCCUACCAGAAGUAUUUGUGGUGGAAAAAAUAUUUGACAUCUUUACAGCUUGUGCAGUUUGUUAUUGUCACCAUCCACAUAGGCCAGAUAUUUUUCAUGGAGGAUUGCAAGUACCAGUUUCCAGUCUUUCUCUACAUUAUUAUGAGUUAUGGGUUCAUCUUUCUGCUGCUCUUUCUCCACUUUUGGUACCGUGCUUACACCAAGGGUCAGAGAUUGCCUAAAAGUGUAAAUAAUGGAAACUGCAAAAACAAACAUCACUAAAAUACAAGCACAGCAUGAUUGAGACUGAUGUCUUGUCUUCCUUGACAAUCAAGAUAUAUUUGCCUAUGCCAUGAUUUUGUAUAUUUUUCAAAAUCAAGAGCUUGUAUUUUUUGAUAAGUUAUUGGAGUUUCUGAUAUUUGAGAAUCCAAAGUUCCCAGAUAAGUCUUUUGAUAAUGAGAGCCUAGAGCAGCCAUAGGUUUUCCAGCUGCUUUUAAACUGAACUGAAAAGUUUUGUUUAAUAUGCUUUGUUACAGUGAAAGAAGGAUGUGAAGCAAUAUAGUACUCUUCAAAGACGUCCAGUAUAGAUGAAAAAUAUUAGAUAUUUUGAGCAUGGACAGAGACCCAUGGAGUACAAUAGAUUCCUUCUGCUGGGGCUGGAAACCUCCACUGUAGACUCGGGCUCUGUCACUUGUUGAUUGUGUUCAGAAGACACAGUAUUUAUUUUAGAGGUCAAUUCUUAUUCUAAAGCACUAACACUGAUAAACAUGAAUUUGGGAUCAGUCACUUUUAAAAAUCACUCGUGAUAAAUUUUAAUGUAUCUUCUUGAGCAGCUUCCACCACUUUUGCUGAUGAGAAUUCCUUCCAGUUAGUACCCUGAGGCACUUGACACUAAGGUAGAGUUAAUAUUAUUUUGGAAGCAAGGGGAUUUGCUUGGAUGGGUUAAUGAACACUUAGCUGUUACAAAUUUGCAAUUAACUCUGUAUAUCUCUGGAAAAAAAGGUGAAUGUAUCAAUGAAGAAAAUACUAUGUAGUUCAGUAGGGAAAAAUCUGUUGUCCGUUAUAUUAUAAUGUCAUUUUGUGAUAUUGUCAUGGUUUAAAGAAUUAUCUUGGCUAAGUAUACAUUGUUUAAAGACGGAAAUGUUCAUAUGAUUAGCAUACUGCAGGUACCUUUAAAGCAUAAAUAAUUUUAGACCACUCAUCAUACACAGUAUCCAGAUAGGGUUUAGAGUGGUUUAUGAAGCAACUGGAGGCAGGAGGUGGCACAAGAGAGUAUUGGGGGAAGAUUUGGUUAUAUAAAUAAAGAGACAAAUUUUGAGAGACAAAUUAUAGUUAUAGAUUUACAUAUUUAUUGUUAGAGAGAUACUACGUGAAUAAAGUAUUUUGUGAGUUAGCCUGGAUUUCUCUUUUUCAGACCUACACACCAUAUAAUGAAGUGCUGAAAUUCAUUUGUCAUAGGUUUUUGCUUUUUUCUCUAAAGUGGCUACUUUGUGAUAUGCUAUUGUUUUCACAUUAUCUUAUUGGAUAACCAAAACUACCAAUCGAUAGUUUUGUCCAAGAACUGCAGUAUUUGGACAUCUGUGAACCUUUCCUUUGUGCUUUUUGUUGUUAUUGUUAUAUUUAUGCUCAAUUUUGAAGGAUUGUUUAUGUGCAAAGGACUUUGAACAAUUAGCAAUUAUAGUCCCAGUUAUUGUAUAACACACGGUGAUACUUAUUGUACAACAAAGCCUGAGUUUUCACUGAUUGUAAUAUCGGUUGUUCUUUGACUCCCCCAGGCUCAUGACUAUACUAUGACCUUUUGUCUUCACACUUACCAGAUUCAUAAGGUUAUUUCUCACUAACUGACCUUUAUGAUCUCACUUGCUUACAGUAUGAGAAGGUGAGGGUCGGUAAAUGGAGGGAAUUUCCUACUAAAAAUAAAGAAAGAACAGGAGAGCAGAACUAAAAGAAACAGCUAUUCCAGUUUUUACCACCGUAAAGGUCUCAUGACUCCUUGAGUGUUUUCUGUUUUGGUUCUUUGAAUCCAAACUAAAAAUGCUAAAAAUCUGAAGGUGUGUAGGUGCUGCUAUACAUACAUAACAGUUCCUGGAGACCCAAGUAAGGUAAAGACAGAAAGGAAGGAAAAAAAAAUUGAAGAUAAAACAGGGAAUUUGAUUUAUUUUUUUAUGACCCACAUAGCAUCACCUUUCCUAACCUUCCUGAAGUCUAGAAUAUUUGAUGUGCCUAUGAACUAACAGCAAUAUGCCACGAAACCACAUUCUCAAUUCUGUGGAUAGAAAUUGGGAGAUAGAAUGCCACAUGAAAACAGAUUGCAAUUGGCAGAAGUAUUCUCUGCAUAGGAAUAGCAGAUUAAGAUAAGCAUCCCUGGAUGUAGGAUUUGUGUGAGCAAUGUUUUGUUUAAAGGGCUCUGUGCGGUCAAACAGUUUCUAUUGCGGUUUUGUCCACUUUGUAAGACUUUAUUGUCAUUGGAUGAGCUUAUCUAACAGACAAAAAGCCCAGCUACAUAAUCUAGUUCAUUACCUACAGCUCUAUGAGUCCUUGAGGACCUAUAUCCAUAUUGUAAAUAAAUACCAAUACAAAUUUUAAAAUAUCUAUGGGAUGUUGCCAUUUUAUAGUCUUAACUCCUCAGUGUAAUUCUUAAACUGAGUAUGCUACGUUGUUUCGUGAAUUAUGAAUUUAUGUCCCCUCAAUUAUCCCUUAUUUCUGUUAACUUUUGAAAGACUGUGGAAAACUCUGUGGAUAUUGUCAAAGUUUGGGUUUGUUCUUCUCUGUGUAUUUAAUAAAUUUGUGGUGUCACAUGUA